This is a messenger RNA of Australozyma saopauloensis, 705 nucleotides long. Its product is annotated as ubiquitin-specific protease. Gene Ontology annotation, biological process: protein deubiquitination; ubiquitin-dependent protein catabolic process. The record is from RefSeq and is a predicted model, not a curated record. The transcript has a single exon. Lineage: Eukaryota; Fungi; Ascomycota; Pichiomycetes; Serinales; Metschnikowiaceae. Gene Ontology annotation, cellular component: cytoplasm. Gene Ontology annotation, molecular function: cysteine-type deubiquitinase activity. The coding region runs from base 1 to 705 and encodes 234 amino acids.
AUGUCUGCCCUGGUCGUGCCUCUAGAAUCUAACCCUGAAGUAUUCUCUGAGCUUGCUCAUACCAUUGGUCUCUCUCCAGUUUUGCAGUUCCACGAUGUGUUUUCAUUGACUGAACCUGAUUUGUUAGCAUUUCUUCCGCAACCACUUCUAGCAGUUGUUGUUCUCUUUCCGAUUUCCGCUGGAUACGAAUCGGAUCGUAAAGUAGUGCCUGGAUCUGGGGCAAUCAGAAGUCCCUCCAUUAAUUGGUUCAAGCAGACAAUCAAAAAUGGUUGUGGUCUAUACGCAUUGCUUCAUGCCUUAGCCAAUUUAACCCCUGACUAUAUCGUAGAGGAUCUGGUUCUCAACAAGCUCGUGCUUAGCAAUCUUCGUCCGGACCAAUCUGAUGAUGAAAUUGCAAAGCUUGUUGAACAACUCGAGAACUCCAUUCAACUCGACGCUAAUUUUGGGCUGAAAGGACAGACUGAAGCUCCUGAAGCAGACGAUGAUGUUCUGUUCCACUUCAUUACCUAUGUUUUCGGCACUGACGGGCACAUAUAUGAACUUGAUGGGCGUCGUGAUGGACCGGUGGAUUUGGGAAGCAGCGAGCUGGAAUCAAAUAUAUUAGGAGAUGGCAAAGUGGCAGAGCGUGUCAAAUUCUACAUCGACCAUACUGAGGAUCAAGACAAGGAUAAGUUCGCAGUGAUGUCAAUUGGUCCGAGCUUUUAG